UAUGUCUCUUCCUUCUUCACCCGCACCUUGUUACCAACCAGACAAGAUAUUUCAAGCCAAAGUCAAGAUAAACAACAGAACGCUUGACGUUGAACAACCAGACUAUCAACACAGCAUAAGAAGAGUGUCUUCCGUUCCCAGCACCACAGAUUAUUUCGAUAAAACAAGUCUCAAGAGCUACAACAGCAGUCUAAACAGCAAUAGUGCAUUGAGUGUCUAUAGCAUCAGUACACCUACAGAACAAACAACUCAAUCCAUGCCUGUUUCACCAAAACCUUCUUUUAAAUCAAGUUCAUACACACUUGAGAAAAAACAAGUUCAAGUAGGACCUACCGAUUUUGAAAAAAUACGGUUGCUCGGUAAAGGCGAUGUAGGCAAGGUCUAUCUUGUGAAGCAUAAAUCAACCGAAAAACUCUAUGCGUUAAAAGUUUUAUCAAAAAAGGAAAUGAUCAAGCGCAACAAAAUCAAAAGAGCUAUGGCUGAACAAACCAUUUUGGCUACUGUCAAUCAUCCUUUUAUUGUGCCUUUAUACCAUUCGUUUCAAAGCAGUAAUUAUCUUUAUUUCUGUAUGGAGUUUUGUGUGGGCGGUGAAUUCUUCCGAGCCUUACAACACCGACCGGGAAGAGUCCUGAAAGAAGAGGAGGCUAAAUUUUAUGCGGCUGAAGCAGUAGCAGCAUUAGAAUAUCUGCAUUUAAUGGGGAUCGUCUUUCGGGACUUGAAACCAGAAAAUAUUUUAUUGCACGAAUCUGGACACUUAAUGCUUUCUGAUUUUGAUCUUUCUAUUAAAUCACCUUCUGCGUCACUACCUACACUUGUUCGACAUAAUUCGCCUUUCUCGAGAAAACCUUUGGUGGAUACACAGUCUUGUCUGAAUCUUCGCACGAAUUCUUUUGUAGGCACUGAAGAAUACUUAGCUCCUGAAGUCAUUCGAGGUAACGGGCAUACAAGUACAGUAGACUGGUGGGCUUUAGGCAUCUUUGUGUAUGAAAUGGUGUGUGGAUAUACACCUUUCAAAGGACCGACACGCGAUGACACAUUUGAACUCAUUCUCACCAGCCCUGUUGAAUUUCCAGAUUAUGCAAACAAUCCUUAUUUUCGUGGACCUGGUAUUUCAGGAGACUGUAAAUCAUUCAUCAAGAAACUCUUAAUCAAGAAUGAAAACAAGCGGUUGGGUGCUCAUGCAGGUGCAAGUGAAGUCAAAGCGCAUUCGUUCUUCAAGUCGAUCAAUUUCGCCCUUUUGCGUAACAUAAAACCACCCAUUAAGCCCAACAAAGACAAGCCAAUUAGGGCUGUGCAUUUCAACCGAAUGAAAGAAAGUGCUAGUUUUGAUUUACACGCAGAUGAUGGUUUAUCUACACCACCUAUUACAGAUGACGAUGAUGAAGAUGAAGAAGACCCAUUUGAGUCCUUUCAUUCAGUGACCAUUCACCGAUAAAUCUACAUUAUAUAUAUAUAUAUAUAUAUAUA
Gilbertella persicaria is the source of this 1467-nucleotide messenger RNA. Its product is annotated as kinase-like domain-containing protein. Gene Ontology annotation, cellular component: cytoplasm; nucleus; plasma membrane. NCBI's taxonomy places the organism in Eukaryota, Fungi, Mucoromycota, Mucoromycetes, Mucorales, Choanephoraceae. Gene Ontology annotation, biological process: protein phosphorylation. The transcript has 7 exons. Gene Ontology annotation, molecular function: ATP binding; protein serine/threonine kinase activity. The record is from RefSeq and is a predicted model, not a curated record. The annotation marks the transcript as partial.